AUGGAACAGAAGGAAGUGGUUCUUCUACUUCUUUUAGUUCUGAAAUCAGUACCAACUGAACAGAACCAUGUGGUCCAGGAUUGUUACCAGGGUGAUGGACAGUGUUACCGAGGUACAGCAUCAACCACUGUGACAGGAAGAAAAUGUCAAUCAUGGCUGUCUAUGACACCACAUCAGCACUCGAGGACCCCAGCCAACUACCCAAAGGGUGGCCUGGUGAGGAACUACUGCAGGAAUCCAGAUGAUUCUGGACGCCCUUGGUGUUACACCACUGAUCCGAGCGUCAGGUGGGAGUACUGCAACCUGACACAGUGCUCAGAGGGCCCAGUUCCCAGUGAAGAGGCUCCUACUGAACGGGCACCAACUGAGCAGGACUGUUACGAGGGUGACGGGCAUGGUUACCAAGGUACAGCAUCAACCACGGUCACAGGAAGGAAAUGUCAAUCUUGGCUGUCUAUGACCCCACACCAGCACUCAAGGACCCCAGCCAACUACCCAAAUGGUGGCUUGGUGAGGAACUACUGCAGGAAUCCAGAUGGUGCUGGACGCCCUUGGUGUUAUACCACUGAUCCGAGUGUCAGGUGGGAGUACUGCAACCUGACACAGUGCUCAGAGGGCCCAGUUCCCAGUGAAGAGGCUCCUACUGAGCAGGCACCAACUGAACAGGACUGUUACCAGGGUGAUGGACAUGGUUACCGAGGGACAGCAUCAACCACGGUCACAGGAAGGAAAUGUCAAUCUUGGUUGUCUAUGACACCACACAAGCACUCGAGGACCCCAGACAACUACCCAGAUGGAGGCUUGGUGAGGAACUACUGCAGGAAUCCAGAUGAUUCUGGACGCCCUUGGUGUUACACCACUGAUCCGAGCAUCAGGUGGGAGUAUUGCAACCUGACACAGUGCUCAGAGACCCCAGUUCCCAGUGAAGAGGCUCCUACCGAACAGGCACCAACUGAGCAGGACUGUUACAAGGGUGACGGACACGGUUACCGAGGUAGAGCAUCAACCACGGUCACAGGAAGGAAAUGUCAGUCUUGGCUGUCUAUGACACCACACAAGCACUCGAGGACCCCAGCCAACUACCCAAAUGGAGGCUUGGUGAGGAACUACUGCAGGAAUCCAGAUGGUGCUGGAGGCCCUUGGUGUUACACCACUGAUCCGAGCGUCAGGUGGGAGUACUGCAACCUGACACAGUGCUCAGAGACCCCAGUUCCCAGUGAAGAGGCUCCGACUGAACAGGCACCUGACCACAAUCCUGUGUUCCGAAAAUGUUUCCUGAGUGAUACACAGAGUUACCAAGUUGAAGCAUCAACUAAUUUCAUAGGAGUGUCAUCCAAGUUCAAAAUAUAG
Otolemur garnettii (small-eared galago) is the source of this 1350-nucleotide messenger RNA. Its product is annotated as apolipoprotein(a)-like. Bases 1 to 1350 code for a protein of 449 amino acids. The record is from RefSeq and is a predicted model, not a curated record. Lineage: Eukaryota; Metazoa; Chordata; Mammalia; Primates; Galagidae. The transcript is spliced from 10 exons. Gene Ontology annotation, molecular function: signaling receptor binding; endopeptidase activity. Gene Ontology annotation, biological process: proteolysis. Gene Ontology annotation, cellular component: extrinsic component of plasma membrane.